Molecule: messenger RNA, 3349 nt
Organism: Anguilla rostrata (American eel)
Lineage: Eukaryota; Metazoa; Chordata; Actinopteri; Anguilliformes; Anguillidae
Exons: 13
Coding region: 179-2629 (816 amino acids)
Source: RefSeq, a predicted model, not a curated record
UUUUUCUCUCUCUCUCUUUGUUCCCGCACAACGAUGAGGAUUUUCCGCCCAACUGGCAACUCUAUUUGUUUGCAAAAUAUGAAAUUUAUAUAAAAUAAUGUUUUCACUUGUGGGGGCCAGGACCUUUGAUAACUGGACAUGCAAAUUAUUUGAGAUAUGAAUCACAGUCUCCUGUACAAUGAUAAACUUCAAGGCUGGACUUCAUUCUAUUAUUUUUUUCGUCUUUUCUUCCAGUGGUCUGCUCUCGAUAGAGCCUGAAGUGAAGACCGUAAGCAAGAAAGAGGGAGAAACCAUCAGUCUACACUCUCGUCUUACUGGAGAACAGACAAACCCUCUGAUAAUGUGGUCAUUUGAUACUGGUAGUUCUAAAAAAAUAAUAGCCGAGCUUAACAGGGGAGACUUUACAACAAUCCAUAGCCAGAGAUUUAGAGACAGGCUGCAGCUGGACAGACAGACUUGGUCUCUCAACAUCAGCAACCUCAACAGCAAAGACACUGGAGUUUACUACAUAUACAUCUUUACCAAUGGAGAAAGUACAGACAGGAAAUUGAACUUAAUAGUAUAUUCUCCAGUGCCUAAACCUGUCAUCACUCACAUCACUCCGAGGUACUCAGUCAGUCGCUCAGUGUCCAGUGCAGUGUGCAGAAAGAGCUGCUCAGUGCUGUGUUCUGUGAAGAAUGAGAGAGAGGUCGUCCUGUCCUGGCAGAGGGAGGGGGAGACACUAUUCAACACCAGCAGCCCUGAUCUCAACAGCACCCUGUCUCUCCCUCUGGAGACAGAAAACUGCAGUGCUGCUCUGAAACCUAGUAGUGCUGAACCCAUCAGUAACCAGACUGUCCCACUCAACACUGAGGAGCUCUGUCUUCUGAGCCCAGAGUCAAGCAAAACAAGGAAUUACAUAUUACCUGCAGUGAUGAUACCAGUGGUGGUGAUAGCAGUAAUUGCAUGUGUUGGUUUCUUUAUAAAAAAUCAGAAGAGUAAAGAACUGGAACACACAGGUAAUAGGGAUGUGAGCAGAGAGAGUGGUGAACUGCAGUAUGCUGACGUUUGCAUAGGAGCACACCCAAAAGAGACACAGCGCUCGGAAGGCGUUCUCAGGGCCCUGGAUCCAGAGAGAGAAGAUGGAGUUGUGUAUGCAGAUGAUGCAACACAACCGUUUGCUACUGAAAACUACAGCCACAGGAUGGGGUGUCGGCGACUUCAAAGAUGUUCACACUGGAUACACUUCUUGUUCGCCUGCCAUUUGUUAGGGUUCCAUCUGUCUUUAGCCCAGACACCUGAGCAGACCACGUGGGUGAAAGGCAUUCUGGGAGGAUUUGUCACAUUUCCAGCUCCAGUGUUGAAAACUGGCACCCUGUCAUAUAAAGAUCUAGGAGCUGCAGCCAUGGUGGUAAAAGGCAGCAGUGACACAGAGCUUAUAAAGCAGUUCACUGGCAGACUGCAGUGUAGCUGUCAGACUGGACUCUUCACCAUCACACAUCUGAGGGCAGAGGAUUCUGGGACAUAUGUUGUGGACAGUAAAGAUGAACAGAGUAAACUCACAUUUAUGUUCCAGUUGGAAGUCUACAAGAAUGUUUCCUCACCCACAGUGACAUGGAUACAAUCGGAGAGAAAUAACUGCUCAGUGCUGUGCUUUGUGGAGAAUGGAAGAGAGGUCACUCUAUCCUGGCUGAGAGAUGGGGAGAUGCUAUCCCGCACCAGCAACCCUGAUAUCAACACCUCUUUGUCUCUCCUUCUGGAGUUAGAGGGAGAGGGACACACCUACUACUGUGAGACAAGGAACCCUGUCAGCUCACAGCUCUCCCGGCUGGAUGUACCAUCUAACUGCACUGAGGAUUCAAGGUUCAGCCCAUCUGUAGCCCAGACACCAGAUCAGACUAUGUCGGUGAAAGGCAUUCUGGGAGGAUCUGCCACAUUUCCAGCUCCAGUGUUUAAAACUGGCUCCUUGUCAUAUAAAGAUCAAGGAACUGCAGCCGUGGUGCUCAAAGGCAGAAGUGACACGGACUUUAUAAAGCAGUUCAGAGGCAGACUGCAGUGGGACAGUCAGAUUGGACUCUUCACCAUCACACAUCUGAGGACAGAGGACUCUGGGACGUAUGUUGUGGACUGUAAAGAUGAGAGUAAACUCACAUUCCAGCUGGAAGUCUACAAGAAUGUGUCCACACCCACAGUGACAUGGAUACAAUCAGAGAGAAAGAACUGCUCGGUGCUGUGCUUUGUGGAGAAUGGAAGAGAGGUCACUCUAUCCUGGCUGAGAGAUGGGGAGAUGCUAUCCCACACCAGCAGCCCUGAUACCAACACCUCUUUGUCUCUCCUUCUGGCGUUAGAGAAAGAGGGACACACCUACUACUGUGAGACAAAGAACCCUGUCAGCUCACAGCUCUACCGGCUGGAUGUACCAUCUAACUGCACUGAGGAUUCAGAUCAGAAAGCUGCCCCUAGGAAUUACACCAUCCCCCUCGCUGUGGGAAUGUGCUCACUGCUUGUUCUUACAUGUGGGAUGGGAAUGAUGUAUUUGUGCUUGCAGAGAAGAAGAAGGCGUUUUGUACAAGUUGAGAAGAACAUCAAACUGACCACUGUGUACGAUGAAGUUCAGCCGUGCACAGUCUCUGCUGCUGAACAGUGCUGACAGAGUGGAGUGUUCUCAGGAGGUCUGUUUGUGUUGGUGCUGUUGCCAGGUGCUGCUGGGAGCCCCUGGGUAGCACAUAAUUGGCUGUGGCAACGCCUAGAGAAGGAAUCCGAUUUCAUACUGCACCUGGUCAUUCAGCCUGUGGCCUGCCUGUGCUUUCAACUGCCUGUGCUAGCCUGCGCCCUCCUAGUUUAACAGGGGAUGUUGCAGAGGUGGGAUAUUUUAAGGGUCUUCAAAGAUUGUCCUGCGUGAAAUUUUUGAGAGGAUAUUUAAAUUAAAAUUCAAUGGACAUUGUUUCCAACAUUUUACUAAAAUGUAUUUACAAUGUAAUUUUUGAAUAUUUUUUUAAAUGAAAAUAUAUUUAGAAGAAUGAAGGAAGGAUUGUUUUGGAGUAACACAAUGCACAAUUGUCAAGGAGACCCUGCAGCAUUUGAGAGAUAAUUUGUAACAUAAUUUGUAUUCAUUAUAUAAAAUACCUAUUAUGCAACAAUAAAGCGGUACAGAUUUCAGAAUUGGGUGGCUCUCCUUUUCACAAUAUUAAACCCCGUCUCAGUGCCAUUGAGAAACUACAAAUCCCUAAUGUCUUAGUUUUGCACAUCGUGUCCGGUCAUUAUUGAAUUAGUGUGGUGUUUUGGUCUUUGUGUUUGCUUGCCUGUGUGCAGCUCCAGGUUGUUUUAUUUUUGACGCUGAUGUCUCAAGUAAAGAUUUGCUUUCACCAGG